AUGUUCCAGCUGGACCUCAGCUACAGCAAGAGCAAGGCAAACCAAACCAAGACCAAAAUGACUACCAGGCAUUUUUCAGCACACAGUAUGAACCAAACGACCAGCAGAACCCCACGCAGCCUGAUCUGGACCCAGCAGAGACUCACACUUACCAUCGUCACCAACAUCAUCAACAUCAAGCACCAGAGGAUCAGCUUCACAGGCAACGGUCACCAGGUGCAGAUCAUGUGGCCUCCUCAUUUCCAAACAUCCCCCCUGUCCUCCCAGCCCCUGACAUGAUGGCUCUGGUCAUGUCUCAGCUGCAGCCAAUCCUGGAGGGCUUCAACCACUCUCUAGAGUACCUGAGCAAACAGAUGGAGGUUCUUGUCCAGGAUGUGGAAGAGCUGAAGAGCAGCCAACCGAGGAGGGAACAGAAGGAGAGGUCAGAAGAGGACAAACUGGAAAAAGUGUUCCAGCAGAUUGGGAAGGCCCAGAGACAAAUGGAGGAUCAAUGCAGGAACAUGGAGAACAUGCUACACUCCCAGCAUACACAGCUUCACCAGAACCUAAGCAGGUUUAAGAUGAAUGUCAACCUAAAGCUGGAACACCAUCAGAAGCUGCUGCAGGUCAGUCUGCAGACCAUGAACACAACAUUAACUGAGCUGAAACUGGAUCAGGAUCAGUUUCCUGACCAGAAACUAGAAGAUGAGCUGCCCUCCACUGCUCUACUUCAUCCUGACCCUCCAGACACAGGGGCGCUGUGGGAGGCCAUCACACAUCUGGACAACAUGGUGGUCAACAAUACAAUGAAGGUGGGCAGCCUGAUGGAGGAUGUGGAAAGUACAUCUGGUGCAAUUGAGCAGCUGACGCAGCAACUAAUAGUUCUGGAAAAGCAGAUCAACCAGACAGCCCGCACCUCCCAGGUUCUGUUCAUGGAGACAGGUCUGGAAGUGGAGCAGGCUAAAGUUGUGGUUCAACAGCGGGUGGAGGAGCUGGCGGUAAAUGUGACGCAGCACGAACAACGAUUGCAGGAGAUGGAUGUAGAUGUAGACUAUUUGUACACAGUCCUCUACAGGCAGAACUCAUCCUCAGACUGCAUGGUUCUGAAGGCUGCCAUUGCUCGCCUUGAAAGGGGCAUGGCCAAUAUGACUGAGCUGGCCAAUGAGAACAGACUGGCACUGGAGGAAACUGAGGGUGGUGGAGCAGAGUGGGUUAAAACCAAUGACUGGGAACCAGUGGUGGAGAAACUGCAACACAGUCUGCAACAGGUUGAGGAGACUCUGGUCUUGGAGCGGAGCAGAACCAUGAAUCUAGACCUUGGCAUGAUCCAGCUGAACAGCUCAGUCUUGGCUCUGCAGGAGAGAAACACACAGCAGGAGGUGCAGCUGAAGCUCCUCUCUGCCUCCUUCCGCUCCCUGCUGGAUGAUGCCAUUCGGCACAAUGAGGUACUGCAGCUAUUGCUGGGGGAGGAGGUGCUGGAAUUCCUAGAAUGGACACACGAGAAUCAGGAAGCCCACUCCCUCCCUGUCCUGAAGGAGCAGAUCAGGGAGCUCAUGAAGCAGCUGAGUCUUCCUAGUGGGACAGGAGACAGAGAAGAUGUGCCAUCUGCUGACCAGCCCUACCACUCCUCCUUCUCCUCCCUUCCCUCAGACUGGCCCCCUGGUGGCCCAAGAAGAAGCAGUGGGGGAGGUCCAUUUGGGCAGAACCAGCAGCUGUUCCUCUAUCCUGAGAUAAUGCAGCAUGCUGGAGAUGGCAGCGACCUGUGGAACCUGGAGAAGAAGGUAGAGAAGAUGCAGCACAGGGUGAUCCAGCUGGAGGAGAAUGUGUGCUUCUGCAACAGCAUCCCUGCUGACAAGGAGGCACCCCACUCAGGUGCGAAGGUUCAACUGCUUCAGGAGGUUACAUUGAUGAAGAGACAGCUGGAGGAACACCUUAGUGUCUUCAAGAAUGUGUUCAGUAACACAGAUCUACUGGCAGGGACUCGUAGGACUUUGGAGCUAGACAAGCUAUGGGAGCUGAUGAAGAAGAAAGACAAUAAGAAAGGAGUAAAAGGACAGAGGAAGAGCCGUAGCAGGAGCAAGGAGCCUGGUGUGUUCGACCAAAUUGUCGGCUCUCUGCUGUUUGUGGGCGAAUCUCCCAGGAGAGUCUCCAAUGGUGCCAUCUUGUUCCAGUCGUCUCUGAACCAGGGUCAGUUCUACUCUGAUUCUGGCACCUUCAUAGCACCAGUGGAUGGGAUAUACCUGUUCACCCUCACCUUAGACCUAAGGCCAGGCCCCACCCAUGUGCUCCUGAGGUGGGCCGAAGAUGGAGGCGAAGCUUUUAUGUCUCUGCAGCAACAGGAAGUGACAGAGGCAGGUCUUGUGAGCAGCAUGAGCUUCCUACUGCUGAGGGAAAGGGAGAUGAUGAGGCUAGAGGUCAGGAAAGGAGAGUGGGCGGAGUCAAAGUACAACAUGCUCUUUGUGCUCCUGCUGCAACGAACAGCCUGAGGGUGCCAUGGACAAAUCAGCUGACAGGAAGUAGAUACAUAGACCUUAAAGUACAGAUGAAGAGCUGAUCAGAUGAAAAAACACAGAUCUAAUUCUGAUCAUCACACAGCCAGGCUUUUGGACUUGUAACUGACAACAGCAUCUUUUUCCUCUCGUUUAUGAAUUUAGCAGCAAAAAUACAACAAAAUUCUGCCCCGAGGUUUAUUUAAAGGGGCAAUAUCAUGUAAAAUCUG
Messenger RNA from Austrofundulus limnaeus, 2698 nucleotides. RefSeq names its product multimerin-2. NCBI's taxonomy places the organism in Eukaryota, Metazoa, Chordata, Actinopteri, Cyprinodontiformes, Rivulidae. Gene Ontology annotation, molecular function: protein binding. The record is from RefSeq and is a predicted model, not a curated record.